AUCGCUAAAGCUUGCUUGCCUGCCUCUUGCGCGUUCGCAUUUAUGUGCGCGUCACUAGAGAGCGAUAUGUAGUUUGAACUGGCAUUUGUUGUUCGCUGCCUUCUAUAGUUUCCGCUACCGUCAAUAGACACAAGUUGUGUUUUCGUUCGUUUCUUUGCCUUCCUUGCUUGGCAGAAUCAGGUCGCCUCCAGACGUCCGUAUAAACCUGGUCAGCUCAUUUGUAGCUUUGAUUAAAAGUUCUGUCAGUUGACGCUGACGAUUUUGUCGGAAUGUUGUCAUAAUCAUCGUGCUGCUUGCUAUCAAAUUUCAUGUAAUAUUCAUUUGUUUUAACGGCUGUAGAAACGAAAUUGAACAGAAGGGAAGCUGAAUGGACCAGUAUGAGAAGGUUGAGAAGAUAGGAGAAGGAACAUAUGGUGUUGUCUACAAGGCUCGCGAUAAAAUUACAAAUGAGACCAUAGCUCUGAAAAAGAUUCGCCUGGAGCAAGAAGAUGAGGGUGUUCCUAGUACUGCAAUACGUGAAAUCUCACUCCUUAAAGAAAUGCAACAUGGAAACAUUGUCAGGUUGCAGGAUGUGGUGCACAGUGAAAAGCGCUUGUAUUUAGUGUUUGAGUACUUGGACCUGGACCUCAAGAAACAUAUGGAUUCUUGUCCUGAUAUGGCGAAAGAUCCGCGUCUAAUCAAAACAUUUCUAUAUCAGAUUCUCCGUGGCAUUGCAUACUGUCAUUCUCACCGUGUUCUUCAUCGCGAUUUGAAACCUCAAAAUUUGCUCAUAGACCGCCGAACCAAUGCUCUGAAACUUGCGGACUUUGGACUUGCAAGGGCAUUUGGAAUUCCAGUGAGGACCUUUACUCAUGAGGUGGUUACAUUAUGGUACCGUGCACCAGAAAUCUUACUGGGGUCUCGACAUUAUUCAACUCCUGUUGAUGUUUGGUCUGUGGGUUGUAUCUUUGCGGAAAUGGUAAAUCAACGACCACUUUUUCCUGGAGACUCAGAGAUUGACGAACUCUUUAAGAUUUUCAGGGUGCUAGGCACACCAAAUGAAGAAACAUGGCCUGGAGUAACCUCUCUACCAGACUUCAAGUCAGCUUUUCCAAAGUGGCCUCCCAAGGAUUUGACAAGUGUUGUCCCAGGACUUGAACCAACUGGAGUUGAUCUUCUUUCUAAAAUGUUGUGCUUGGAGCCCAGCAGACGUAUCACUGCUCGAAGUGCCCUCGAGCAUGAAUAUUUCAAAGAUCUAGGUUUUGUUCCCUGAACUACCUGUAUAUUAACUCUGAUUGAAAAGAGUGUUGGGGAAUUGUAUUGUAGUGUUUUUUCAUCAAUGAGUCGUGUGUUAGAGAAUGAUAUGUUAGAUAUAGACAUGUAUGAGUACCAGGAUUGGUUGUCUUUUUUGUUUUCCCCCGCCUUUGUUAAGGUAUGCACCUUGGGUAUUACUGAUUUGGUGUGAUUGGUUAUGAUUUCUCAGCCCUUAAAUGGGGCAGGGCAGAACUUUGCCAUGAAACAUAUCGUUUAGGAUCAGCAAGAAAACCCAACAUAUAGUGUUCUUUGUUGUCCUUUCUAUGGGAUGAUAUUUGCAUGAUCAAAUUAUGAGAUGAAAAUGUUUUGUGCCUGCCAGAA
Cryptomeria japonica (Japanese cedar) is the source of this 1614-nucleotide messenger RNA. RefSeq names its product cell division control protein 2 homolog. The transcript is spliced from 9 exons. Gene Ontology annotation, cellular component: cytoplasm; cyclin-dependent protein kinase holoenzyme complex; nucleus. The coding region runs from base 368 to 1252 and encodes 294 amino acids. The record is from RefSeq and is a predicted model, not a curated record. Lineage: Eukaryota; Viridiplantae; Streptophyta; Pinopsida; Cupressales; Cupressaceae. Gene Ontology annotation, biological process: protein phosphorylation; regulation of G2/M transition of mitotic cell cycle; signal transduction. Gene Ontology annotation, molecular function: ATP binding; cyclin binding; cyclin-dependent protein serine/threonine kinase activity.